UAUAAUCAUACAUAUUACUAUUGUUGACCUUUUUCUCCGUGUACCAUUAAUGAUAUCCGAACAUUUGGAACUUUUUAUUCGUGCUAUCGUUUGAGUUGUUUUGUUUAUGGAAUUAUACCGUGGGUUUGGGAGAUUUGUUUGUUUUGAUGAUUUUAUGAGGUUCGUAUGCAAUAUUUUUCGUUCAGAAUCGAUUUUUCUUGUUGGUUCUUAAUAGUUCCUUUAGAUAUGUUGUGUUUAACGUUGAUCAUUACAUGGAUAAGUUGAAAGUUUAUUUCAUAGAGUUUUGGAAAGAUCCGAAUUGUGAAGCCCCUUCUGGGCUUUGUGGGGGGUGCUGAAUAGCUAUAUUUUCUUACUCUGAAGUUAUGGUCGGAAAGGAUCUUUCUAGUUUGAGUCAAUAACUUUAACCAUCUUCACAAUAUUUUGAGUAGUUUCUCUGAUGCUGGCUUAUACCGUUAUACGUUCUGCUAUUUGGAGUAGAUAACUAUUUGUGUAUUAAUUUUAUGAUCGUGGUUAUAAUUGCCACUUUGUUUGUUGACCAGGAAAAGAUAAAUAAUUGCUAAGUCUUAGUUUGCCUGAAUGGAUCCAGCUAGGGACGAACAAUUGGAUUAUGGAGAUGGGGAAUAUGGUAAAAACGCAAUAUCAUCAAGUAGGAGCUAUACCCGCACUUGCAGAGGAGAAAAUGAUAGGGGAGGAUGAUGAAUAUGAUGAUCUCUACAAUAAUGUGAAUGUUGGAGAUGGUUUUCUGCAGUUGCAGCAGUCUGAAGCACAAAUGCUCGCUCCUGAUGUUGGCAAUGGUGGGUCCCACGCUUCAAAAGCAAAUGUUUCUAAUGCUAGCGAUGAAGCAAGAGUUGUACAAGAGCUGAUAGGGGACCUGAACAAUUCUUGUUGCUGCACAAAGGGGAAGGAUAUCUGAGAUGACACAUAAAUCUCAAGCAGGACAUUUAGGAUUUCAAGGAUCAGUUCCUAUGCCCCAGAAAGUUGCUGCAGAUUCAAAUAACGUCUCAGAGAAAGUAGCUGGUGAGCCGUCUCUUUUACCUACUGUGGGCAGCUCAAGAGUUGUUCCAGAUAUUCCAGCCAGUCGAAUGAAUCCAAGUGCAAAUAUGAUAGUGAAACGCAUGGUUGAUAAUGAGAACCUGAUACGGCCAACUGUAGAAAAUGGAAAUACGACGCUCCUUGUGGGACAGUUAUAUUGGUGGACAUUGGAUUUAUUGUUGAUGUUUCAGUAGACGUUUCUUUAGCUCUUGCAAGAAUUGUAUGGGAGUCAUUCCUACAAGAAAUCAUAUCGAUUCAACUUUCA
Molecule: messenger RNA, 1297 nt
Organism: Olea europaea var. sylvestris
Lineage: Eukaryota; Viridiplantae; Streptophyta; Magnoliopsida; Lamiales; Oleaceae
Exons: 2
Coding region: 608-913 (101 amino acids)
Source: RefSeq, a predicted model, not a curated record